CAGCAGGGAGAUAACGGACAAACACUCGGCGAGAACUCCGCAGCGAGGGGAAGGGUUCACUGUUCAGCUCAAGGCUCCUCUGUUCUAAAUAAAGUAAUGAGGUAGAAAGUUAAAAAGUUAACCAACCCAACCCGGCUAUGGAACAGACUGGCACCGCCACGGUGAAGAUGGACCAGAAGUUUGAGGAGAUAGAUUCAGAGGGCCGGUGGCAAAAACUCUACUCAGAAAUCAGGAACCAGUCACACGAGUGCCCCUACAAAGUGGCAAAGUAUCCAGAGAAUCGCAACAGAAACAGAUACAGGGAUGUCAGUCCAUUCGACCACAGCCGGGUGAAACUGAAGAACACAGAGAAUGACUACAUCAAUGCAAGUUUGAUAGUGAUGGAGGAAGCCCAGAGAAGUUACAUCCUAACUCAGGGCCCCCUCAGGAACACCUGUGGUCACUUUUGGCUCAUGAUCUGGGAGCAGAAGACCAAGGCGGUCAUCAUGCUUAACAGGGUCAUAGAGAAAGGCUCGGAAAAGUGUGCCCAGUACUGGCCCACAGCAGAGGAAAGAGAGAUGGCUUUCAGAGACACACGUUUCUUGGUCACACUCUUGUCAGAAGACACCAAGUCUUACUACACCACCCGAGUGCUGGAGCUGCAGAACAUUCAUACAGGGGAGAAAAGGGAGAUCUACCACUUUCAUUACACAACGUGGCCUGAUUUUGGUGUUCCCGAAUCCCCGGCGUCCUUCUUAAAUUUCCUCUUUAAGGUGCGGGAGUCUGGAGCACUGGGGACGGAUCAUGGACCAGCAGUGGUGCACUGCAGCGCUGGCAUCGGACGCUCAGGGACGUUUUCACUAGUUGACACCUGCCUGGUCCUGAUGGACAGGAGGAAAGAUCCCUCAUCAGUAGACAUAAAGAGCAUCCUGUUGAACAUGAGAAAAUACAGAAUGGGUCUGAUACAGACUCCUGACCAGCUGCGAUUUUCAUACAUGGCUGUCCUUGAAGGGGCCAGGUUUAUUAUGGGAGACUCAUCGGUACAGAACCAAUGGCGAGAAUUAUCCAAGGAAGAUCACGAGCCGCCGUCGGAGUCUUCCCCCACAGCUCAGCCACAGCCCAGGUGUCCAACGGAGCAUUACAACGGCAUCCAGCAGGAAGACGGAGGGGACUACAGACAGGACGGCAAAGCAUCUGCACAGUCUCCCUGCAAGGAGCAGGAGCUCGAUGGCAGCACAGCACACAAACGACGCAGGGAAGACAGUAUCUCCAAAUCAAGCACAGCCAAGACACCCCAAAGCAAGUCCAGGACAAACGACUCUGAGAGGAAGAGAAAAAGAGUGAAAACCAGUGACUGCUAACCACCUCCACCUGCAGCCACAGCUCUGGCAGCAAAGCCAACAUCGGCAGGGAACUCCAGCUUUCUCCCAAACCUCCAAACCAAUCUUCCUCACCUCCAUGGCCACAGCUAGCUCUCUUUUCUUCAUCGCUUGUGUGUCUUUUUUGCAUUUUGCAUCAUUAAUUAGCCAUAGCAAACAUUUCUGUAGCUCCUUCUGUCAGGAACACCUCACAUUCACACCUGGCUCAGCUUUCUGAUUUCUCAUCCUCAUUGUUUACAGCAGACACUUUGACAUUCUUUAAAGACAAGCACACCAGCGCUUUAUCCCCGGCCACACCUCAUCUUCAAACUGUCAACGCUGCUUCUGGAGUCAAAACAUUUGUGGGAGUUUUUUUUUUUUUUUUUUUCUUCUUCUUUUGCCAUUAAUAAUAAUAUUUUGCAGCUUUCUCAUUCUUUUACGCUUAUUUACAUUUAUGAAAUUCAGACUGAAAAUAGAGGCUAUGCAUUGCCAAUUUGUAAUGCUGUUGAUAUGUGUAUUUUUGAAAAAAAGAAAACCCAUUUUUUUCAGAGACACAAGUAAAAAUGUUCUAUUUUUUAUAAGAAAUUACUUGAAGAUUUUCAGGUGAUGUGGGGGCGGGCUGGUUGAAUGAAAAGCACUUCCUCCUCCCAUGUGAGAAAUUCAGUGAUGUGUAAUGUUUCCAUGAUGUACAUAGUGUGUUCGUUUUUUUUUUUUUUGUUUUGUUUUUUUUUUAAAGAAGAGAUCUGUAUAAAAAAAACAUAUUUUUGCUUGUAAAGAAAACCCUGAAUACCAAAAAGAGACGAAAGCUAACGUUACACACCUGGAUACAGUAUAAAGCUGAUUUGAAGCUGACUUGUUCUCCUUUUGAAACAAAUUGUCUUAAGUUUCUUUCUUGAGUGUAAUCUACAAUUAAAACUGGUAUCACCUAGUUUACAUACAAA
Archocentrus centrarchus (flier cichlid) is the source of this 2278-nucleotide messenger RNA. RefSeq names its product protein tyrosine phosphatase non-receptor type 2b (gene ptpn2b). The transcript is spliced from 10 exons. The coding region runs from base 138 to 1340 and encodes 400 amino acids. The record is from RefSeq and is a predicted model, not a curated record. Lineage: Eukaryota; Metazoa; Chordata; Actinopteri; Cichliformes; Cichlidae. Gene Ontology annotation, molecular function: non-membrane spanning protein tyrosine phosphatase activity; protein kinase binding. Gene Ontology annotation, biological process: negative regulation of ERK1 and ERK2 cascade; negative regulation of receptor signaling pathway via JAK-STAT; peptidyl-tyrosine dephosphorylation. Gene Ontology annotation, cellular component: nucleus; cytoplasm.